Molecule: messenger RNA, 2927 nt
Organism: Microtus oregoni (creeping vole)
Lineage: Eukaryota; Metazoa; Chordata; Mammalia; Rodentia; Cricetidae
Gene: Map10
Product: microtubule associated protein 10
Exons: 1
Coding region: 93-2708 (871 amino acids)
Biological process (GO): cytoplasmic microtubule organization; mitotic spindle midzone assembly; positive regulation of cytokinesis
Cellular component (GO): mitotic spindle pole; midbody; cytoplasmic microtubule
Molecular function (GO): microtubule binding
Source: RefSeq, a predicted model, not a curated record
AUCAAAUCUCGCGAGAGAGCAAUCGUCCACAGGACUCUCGCUCUGGCUUCCGGCUGGCAGGUGGGCUGGUGGCGUCGCCCAGGGCAACGGCGAUGGCGGCCAAGGCGGCUGGGCGGCUGUUCUCGCUAGAGCUGCUGGUGGACUGGGUGCGGCUGGAGUUCGGGCUGGCGCCGUGCGCCGGGGAUCCCGCUGUGGCGUUUCGCCUGCUGGACUUCCCGCCGCUGCUCGUCCUCCCUCCUGCCGCUUCAGCCCGGGAGCCCCGGAGCGGCACCAUCGACUUCGGACGCGGCAAGGCCUGCCUAUUACGCCUGUGCCCUGCCGCCCUGCGUCGCCCGCGCCUGCGCGCAGCGGUGCUGCAGCUACCCGAGGGUUCAGCGUCUGCACCGUGCGUGCUGGGUGCUUGCGACAUCCUGCUCGUCGCCUCCCAGGGCCGACGCGGUAAAUACACCCUGCGCGGUCCGGCGGCCGAGCACGUCGGGGAAUUGGCGCUCUUCUACCGCCUAACUGACCUGGGACGCUUUCCCCCGGGGGUUCCGGAGCUGCAGGGCCCUCUGAACCCUGAGAGUAUCACCUCCGAGGCCAUGGAGGUGUGGGAGCCACCUACCCAGGAGACCUCGAAGCCAUGCACCAGAGAAGCCACUGUCAGAUGCCUACAGUAUGCCUCAGAUGUAUGCCGCUUGGAGGCCUCAGAGCCAUGCCCCAAGGAUACCAAUAGCUGGUCUGCAGGGGACUCAGACCCCUCAGCUGUCCAGAAGACCUGGGAAGAAGCAAUCUUACACAGCAAGGCCAGCUCUGGGGACAUGGCUUCUGCCCCUUGUUCACCGGCUCCCAGUGGGAGGACUGCCAGCCCCCUCAGCCCGGAGGUCACUGAGCUGGACUUUGAAACCAACACCUUUUGCCCCCCUCCUCUGUAUUACACUCAACUGAUUCAGGAAAAGACACCCCCUGGCAGGGUUGAAAUCACUAUUGAGCCUCAGAGAAACGGACCUGAGGAGCCUGAUGGCAUUUAUCCCGAAACUAAACCUGUAAGUCCUCCCAUACACCCGGUGAAACAUACAAGAUCUGCAAUGGAGGAGAGCCCUCCAGUGCUUCUCAAUCCUCCCCAGACGCAGGGUCCAGGUGCAGUGAAUGAGGUUGCGUGUCCCCAGACUGAACAGAAUACAGCCAAUGCAAUAAGACAGCUGCCGCUCUUGAACGCUUUGCUGAUUGAGCUGUCCUUGCUAUGCAACCAGCCCGUGGCAAGUCCCGCUCAAGUUCACCCCCACUUGGCCUGGUUGUACAGAGGUGAACACAAGGGGCCAGAGCUUUCUGCCAAGUCCACAUCUCGGUCAGAAUUAAAGAGCAGCAAACUUUCUGUGAGAGAAAGUGAAAAGCUCGUGAGUCUUCAGCCUAAAAAGAACCCUAAAGGUAAGCGUUCAGAGAAGAUCAGUGGUAGCCCUCCCCCGAGAGCCACGAAGGGGAGGCUGCUCUAUGGCUUAACGAACACCCUAAGACUGCGUCUAAAGCAGACAAACCCCGACAUGCUGGUUGUCCAUGAAAAGAGAGAACAGUAUAGAAAAUCACAAAUACAAACUGGGGGACCAAAAUUCCGGGUCCCAUCAUGGAAAGGGAAAGUACCAAGCUUGGCAACACAAAGCCAGAUGCCACCAGAGCCGCCUGAGAAGCCUUCCGACUCCAGUGGGUCUUUUGCUGAAGGUAGUGAUACUUCAAGGCAAAUCAGUGCAUGCUUUGAUGAGCCAAGUAUAAAUACAUCUAAAGCAGUGAAACAGAGCCAGGCUGAUAGACAAGAAACAGGGGGGCAGAGUGAGAACAGAGCCAGCGACACUUGGUUGGAAGCAGGUGUGGGUCCCAUAGAGUCCAUCAUCCCAGCGAGAGUCCCUCCUUCACAUAUCCUGGAAGGAGCAUCCAAAAUGCUGGUCCAAAGCCCAGGGCUUUCCCGACAGGAUCCUGCAGUUGACCAAACUGUGGAGGAGGGGAAAGAUGGUAGCCAUGUCAAAGUCACGGACCUUGUGACUUCUGAUGCAGGGGUCAACAGAGCAGCCAGUAGAGACAGUUCCUGCAAGAGCAUCUCAGAGCUAGAGUACCAGGAAGAGUUAGCCAGCCCUUGCUAUUCUGAAGACUUCUGCAUGACUGAGAAUAACAGCAGAAGUCUGCUGGCUCCUGGCUCCAGCACAGGGGCAGAAAAUGCCCAGCACGGUUCACAAGCAAGCAAGUCCAGCGAGGCAAGGCUGUCCACAAGGAAAACCAGCAGCGAGCUGAGCGUGCUCAGCCCUCCCUUCUCUGCUGGCUCCCCAGUGUGCUCCCGUAAGCGAUCUCAUGUACUGAAGACUCCCUGUAGGAGUCUGGAGGAAGCCUCCAGUAGCUCCACCAGCGACUUCUCAUCACAGUGGACAAAUGAAAAGGAGAACCAGGCAGAUGCUCUGAGUACAGGUAGUUCAAAGGUCAUGAGGACAGGUCGGGACAGCUCCACUAAACUUAAAGGAGGAGCUGGUCGCAGGUCAUCUGAGAAAAGCCAGUCACCAAGGACAUCGCAAGUGAGUUCUUAUGAACCGUCCAAUCUGUCUGAGCUAGAACUCAAGGGCUUUGACAACAGCGAGUCAGCUGAAUUCCAAGAGGAGGAAGAUAAUCUUGGGCCACUGAACUUCUCCAAACAGUGCAGAGACAUCUGUGAAUUAGUAAUAAAUAAACUUCCAGGAUACACCGUGUGAAGUUUGCUGCUUUCAAAAGCUAGUUUCUAACUGAUAAGCACUGAUCAUGAAGAAACGACGUUAGGGCGUAACGUCCGUGGUGGUAGGUGUUUAGGAGAUGUAUAUAGUUGAUCAUUGAUGUUUAGUGCCUCGCCCUUCACGCCGAUCCUACUCUGAGUCACUGUUAAGCUUAGAAUGAUUCUUUUGUGAGAUGUUCAAGAUUAAAAGUAUGUCUAUAUA